AUCGUGAUUUUACCUAGAUCUAGGGGUUUACAUAUUUAAAAUGCUCUAAUAAAUUCUAAUCUUGAAGUUUGAUUUAUAUUGAGUGAUUGUUUACAAAAUAAAUAGGAUAUUAAAUAUCCUGCAUUAUUGUUGAUUUGUUGGUAGACUAACUCCGCCACACUCCGAUCUCGGGUCCAAGAGGUGAAAAAAACUAAGACUAAGACGACUAAAAAAGUUAAAAAUGAAGUUUGUUAUAGAAAAGAGUCUGGUAACAGGAGGCAGAAUUGGUUUGAUAACUUAUGCAGGCAGAAAUACAAAUUUAACUCUCGAGACUCCGUUAUGUACACUGUUUACAAAAGGUGGAAGUGCUCCACACUUGGGUCUUGAUAUGCUGAAAAGAGUCUCUGGUGUUCCUGAUAUAGCUGUGAUGAAUCUAGGAUCUUUAGCUGACCAUCAUGAAAGUGUAGCUGAGUAUGGAAAAGGUUUAGGAGAAUUCACUGCCAUGAAGAAUCACCUGAUCUUUACCACCCAACAUGAUGCAAGUGCCGCCAUGUUUUCAGGAAAAAAUGACAACACAGGUGUUGCUAUCUGGGGUAAAGGGGGUAAAACCAAGCUGGAUACCAAGUUGUUUAUGAAAAUUCAAGAAGCUUUUCUUCCUGACUGGUUUCAAGCUAUGAGUGAUGGGGACACAGACCAGGAUUCCACCAAUAAAAGGCUGAACAAGGCUGUUAGUCGCACUUUGGAUUUCUUAGACGACAUUGUUGAAAAACAGAAGAAUAGCGAGUUUCUCAAAAAGUCCAGUCUAAUUGGUGUCAUAGAGGGAGGUUUCAGUGAGAGAGAAAGGAAAAGGUCUGCUAAAGAGACAGCAGCAAGGCCUGUGGAUGGUUUUCUGAUUGAAGGGUUUGAGAAGGGAAAUAACUCUGGGAAAGAUAUUUUUAGUAAUGAGGAUUUUUUAAAGAUUCUUUCUUUUACAUUGAAAGAAUUGCCAGAAAAUAAGCCAAGAAUAAUGGAAAGUGUUUGGUCUCCCCUUCAAGUAAUAAAAGCUUUCAAACUUGGUGUUGAUGUUUUUUCCAGUGCGUACCCACACACCCUGACAGAGAAGGGUCUGGCACUAGCUGCUGACUACAGACUGCCAGCCUGCAGCCAAUCAGCCAGACUGGAGCAGUGCUGUGAUAACACACCAGAAGUACAUGGAUUAUAUAUUGACCUUAAGAACUCAAGGUAUUUUUCUGAUUUUAGUCCUUUGCUACCUGACUGUCAGUGCUAUACCUGUUCAAAUUUUACGUGUUCGUACAUUCAUCACCUCCUCAACACCAAAGAACUCCUAGCUUAUGUCCUGUUGACCAUGCACAACUUUCAUCAGUACUUUGAUUUUUUCCGCCACCUUCGGCAAGCAGUAAAAACAGAUAGGCUUGACAAGCUGGAGGAGAGUCUUACAAACCAAAUGAAAUUUGUUGAAAGAUGAUAUUUUUUAGAACUCAGUUUAUUAUGUACUACUGUUUCAUGUGAUCUAUAUAAAGAAGGUACAAAAUAAGUUUUAAUUUGUGG
Messenger RNA from Physella acuta, 1527 nucleotides. RefSeq names its product queuine tRNA-ribosyltransferase accessory subunit 2. NCBI's taxonomy places the organism in Eukaryota, Metazoa, Mollusca, Gastropoda, Physidae. The record is from RefSeq and is a predicted model, not a curated record.